Neospora caninum is the source of this 756-nucleotide messenger RNA. Its product is annotated as putative 14-3-3 protein. The transcript is spliced from 9 exons. The record is from RefSeq and is a predicted model, not a curated record. Gene Ontology annotation, biological process: signal transduction. Gene Ontology annotation, cellular component: cytoplasm. The coding region runs from base 1 to 756 and encodes 251 amino acids. NCBI's taxonomy places the organism in Eukaryota, Apicomplexa, Conoidasida, Eucoccidiorida, Sarcocystidae.
AUGGCCCGAGAGGACAGUUUGUACAUGGCCAGACUGGCCGAAGAGACUGAGCGCUACGAGGAUCUGGUUUUCUUCAUGAAGAAGGUCGUGGAAGCUGGCCAGGAACUGAAUGAUGAAGAGAGAAAUCUGCUCUCGGUUGGUUACAAAAAUAUCGUCGGCGGUUUCCGGACCAGUUGGAGGUCUCUUGCCCUCAUCGAACAGCGCGAUCUGGAGGCCGGCUCUCUUCGUUUGGACCUUUUAACGAAUUACCGUCGGCGUCUCGAGCUUCAGCUGCAGGCGACAUGCGACGAAGUCACCCAGCUGGUCGACAAGCUGUUUCUCCGUAUUGACACCGUCUGCGCGGCCCUCCUGAUCUUCACGUUUGACCUUCUCCGGACGUCGUUUUUUCCUCCUUGGCGUCGGUUAUCUUGUCAGGACGAGAAAUUCCGAACCGUUGUGGAGACCGCUCAUCGCGCCUACGAGGAGGCUUACGCCCUCGCCGAGGCAGAGCUCCCCGAAUGCCAUCCGGUCCGCCUAGGAAUUGCGCUCAACUACUCCGUCUUUUACUACGAGGCUCUCAUUGAACCAGACAAGGCAUGCGAUUUAGCGAGGGCAGCGAUCGACGCGAGCUCAGCAGUUGUGCACACGCUGGGCGAGGACCAGGCCAAAGACACCUUGGCGAUGAUGCAACUCCUCCAGGACAACUUGGAACUCUGGACAACUGAGACUCUAGAAGAGGGAGGCCCGCCGGAAGAGGCGGUGGAGGAGCAAUUGUGA